Messenger RNA from Brugia pahangi, 312 nucleotides. The record is from the annotation of a GenBank genome assembly. NCBI's taxonomy places the organism in Eukaryota, Metazoa, Nematoda, Chromadorea, Rhabditida, Onchocercidae.
AUGUCAGGACGUGGUAAAGGCGGUAAAGGACUUGGAAAAGGUGGAGCGAAGCGUCAUCGUAAAGUGCUGCGUGACAAUAUUCAAGGAAUAACAAAGCCAGCUAUUCGACGUUUGGCACGACGUGGCGGUGUGAAACGUAUCUCGGGAUUGAUUUAUGAAGAAACACGUGGCGUGUUGAAAGUGUUUUUGGAGAAUGUCAUACGUGACGCUGUAACAUAUUGUGAGCACGCGAAACGAAAGACAGUUACAGCAAUGGAUGUUGUCUAUGCGUUGAAACGCCAAGGACGUACAUUGUAUGGUUUUGGUGGUUAA